Molecule: messenger RNA, 540 nt
Organism: Vicia faba (fava bean)
Lineage: Eukaryota; Viridiplantae; Streptophyta; Magnoliopsida; Fabales; Fabaceae
Source: the annotation of a GenBank genome assembly
AUGGAUUUGGAGAGAGGACCCAGAUACGAUGAAUACGCUAAACUGCGAGAGAAAAAGAUUCGACUCAACUACCAAUACCAACAACAAGAUUAUCAAGAAGAACAACAAGAAAAAGAGAAUGUUUUUGAAUCAAAAAUUCCAACCAUAUCAACAAAACAAGUCAAGUAUCAAGUUGGUGUGUCUUGUGUAAGAAAAGUGUCUUCUUCUCUUGUAGCUCAAUCUGUGCCGGAUUUGUCUUCAUUGUUAAGGAAAGAGAAUCGUAAGCCGGUCAAUAACAAUUUGCAACCUACUACAUUGACACCUCCAUUGAAGAACAAGAACAAAGGUUGUGGUGUUAUGUCGAGUUCGAGAGGAGGUAGUAGAUCAGUAAAUGCAGACAAGAGAAAGGGUUAUGGUGGUGGUGGUGGUGGGAUUCUUACGGCGAGGAAAAGCUAUGGUAAUUUUGAUGAACUGAGGAGUUUUUCUUCGGCUACUGCAAAUGCUAUCAAUGGUGAGAUUAAGAAUAGUAGAGUUCUGGGGAAGAAAAAUGUUUUAAGAUGA